GGAGGUAAUCACUAGGAGUUUGAAGAAAAUGGCGUCGUCCAAGAAAAAACGUGCAGACGAAAAAAUAAUUGAUGAAGACGAGUUUGAUGAUGAAAUUGAUGAUGACGAAGAAGAAUCAGGAAGUGAAGAGGAACCAAUGGAUCAAGAAGUACAGUUGGACUUCGAAGCUAGGAUACCAGAUGAUAGUGACUUUAAUGGUAUACGGACCCUCCUUCAACAGGUGUUUUUGAAGGCCAAUGUAAACCUCUCCGAGCUUACAGACACUAUUAUUUCACAGAACUACAUCGGAAGUGUUAUGAAGCAACCUUACAAUCCGGAGCUUGAUGAUGAUGAUGAUGAGGAUCUAGAUAGUGAUGACUCAGUGCUGGCACUUACCACAGUUGUGAACAUUACAGAAAGACAGGACGUAGAUUGUGUAAAGCAGUUAAAGACAAUGUUGGUGGAGAAAUGUAAACAAUGUUCUGCUGCUCAAUCAGAUAAAUUGAGCAAGCUCCUGACUGAUCCUGAUCAUCAUGUAGGAUACUUGAUCAAUGAACGCUUUCUUAAUUUACCUCCAAGUAUGGCGGUGCCAAUGUUUGAAGCGUUAAUUAAGGAAAUGGAGAAAGCUAGGCAGAAAAAGAUGAAGUAUAAUUUUAGUUACUAUCUAAUGAUAUGUAAGUCAUUUGAGAUGAAGGCUGCACAUAAUGUGAAACAGAUGUUUUUCUCCAACUCUGAGGAAGAGUUAUUUCAAGAGAUGAGCGAUUUAUGUUUCCGUUACUCUGUGGCACAUGAGCGGGAUACAGGUGUAGAAAAAUGGAGUUCAGAGGACGAUAUGGAACCGUUUAGAACUGUUAUUGUACUUUCUGCAGAUAAAUUGGCAACUGUUCUUGAAAAAUUGAAACAUGAAAUUGCAAAAACAUAGAUGAAUUUUAGAAAA
Molecule: messenger RNA, 916 nt
Organism: Ruditapes philippinarum (Manila clam)
Lineage: Eukaryota; Metazoa; Mollusca; Bivalvia; Venerida; Veneridae
Product: BRCA2 and CDKN1A-interacting protein-like
Exons: 7
Coding region: 29-901 (290 amino acids)
Cellular component (GO): nucleus
Source: RefSeq, a predicted model, not a curated record